ACUAGAGCUGCAAUUCCGCGGGAAACAGCGGGAAACUGGGGACUAUCAAAACAAGAGCAGCGAUACUUUCGGUCAGCGAAGCUACAGCAAGUUGCAUGCACACUGCAAUAUUUACAUUGAAGAACAACAUGGCGGAUGUUACUGAAGAGAGAGAAAAUUACAAUUUUCCCGUUCCCGAAGCGUCUUUGGAUUCAGAUCCUGAAGUUGUUAUUCGUAGAGAGGUAUUAGACACCUUUUCCACCCCCGGUGAUGAAAUCAAUGCGAAAUUGGCUGAGGAUUUCGAUCAUGGUCUCAAGAAUUGGACAAACACAUUUGAUGAGGAUCGAGAGAGCCACGUAGAGACUGUCGAGGAAAAGGCCAGCAUUGGCGGGAAUGAGAGGUUUGCUCGACAGGAGAAUGCGGGAACCGCUGAUCACGAGAGAGUCACUCAAGAUGAAACUCGGACAAAGUCACUGGAAAAAGACAGUGUCAAAUCACCAGAGGUGGAAUUCAGACACAGAUAUUUACAACAACAGCAGUGGCAGCAACAGCAAGAACAGCAAGAGAGGCUCAGUUCACAAAAUGAAGACACUAGGAUGUCGCAAAGUAACAAUCAAUCCUCAAAGUCAAUGGAAGAAAAAUUGAAAAUAAACAAGAAACAAGAAGUUCCAUCAAUUAAGGAAACUUCCUCUGAGGACAAACUCCAUGAUGGCUUCACGAAGUUGUCAUUUAUGAAGUAUGUCAUGGCAGAGGUUUUCUCUGGUAAGCUCAUGGAACUUGAGGAAGACAAAUACACAGAAAGACGGGAGAAGGUUUACACAUUCAUGAAAAUUCCAAGGGAAUUUGAGAAGUUGAUGAUAUUUGGUUUCAUGUUGUGCCUGGAUUGUUUUUUAUUCAUGUUUACAUUCCUUCCAUUGCGCUUGAUCGUUGUUAUGUACAAGAUCAUUACUGGGCUGUUAUUUUGUAGAACGUCACGCAUGUUACAGCCUGUUCAAAUCUGUGAUUUACUAAAAGGGUCCAUUCUUGUGGCUUGUUGGUUGCUUUUAACUCAUGUGGAUUUUUCAGUUCUGUAUCAUACGGUGCGAGGACAAUCAGUCAUCAAACUCUAUGUCAUUUACAACAUGUUAGAGAUAGCAGACAGAUUGUUUUCUUCGUUUGGACAAGACAUCUUAGACGCUCUGUUUUGGACUGCAACUGAACCCAGGGACAGAAGAAGAGAACACAUUGGUAUUAUUCCACAUUUCGUUAUGGCAGUUGUUUAUGUCUUUUUCCACGCCGUGUUAGUUCUCUUUCAAGCCAUCUGCCUCAAUGUUGCCGUGAACUCGCACAACAAAGCCUUGUUAGUAAUAAUGGUGUCUAACCAGUUUGUGGAGCUGAAAGGCAGUGUCUUCAAAAGAUUUGAGAAGAACAACUUAUUCCAAAUGGCCUGCAGUGAUAUCAGAGAGAGAUUCUAUUACAUAGUGUUAGUAUCAAUUGUCACCCUUCGAAAUUUGACAGAAUUUAACUGGAACCUUGAACAUUUGUACGUUAUCUGCCCGUACCUGUUAGCUGUGUUGUCUUCUGAGUACUUUGUGGAUUGGAUCAAACACGCUUUUAUCACUAAGUUCAACAACAUUCCCGUGGAGGUUUAUUGUGAGUACAGAGCUCUCCUCGCCGAGGAUGCCACGUCAAGUCGACAAAAGAACGCCCAUGCUGAUCAUUUUGACCUUGUUUCUCGUCGAAUGGGUUUUAUUCCCCUUCCACUUGGUUCUCUGGUUGUUAGAGAGGUUGCUCAGUCGGUGAAGCUUCAUGGUUUAGCUGGAGUUUGCCUGCUGUUGAUGACUUUUGUCUUCCUUACGUCCGUUAAAGUGUUAAACAGCAUCAUAUUCCUCGGAAAAGCUACCCAAUACGUCAAACAAAAACAAGACCAGGAAGUUGUGAACACGCCGCAGGGUAACCUCGCCUCAUCGCGACUCCUCAAGUCCCAGGACUCCGUCACUCUGUUAGAUUCGGCCCAGUCUUCCAGCGCUUCUUUAGUCGGCGAACGGCGGGAUAUGGGACCGGGUGGAGCGGGAGAACAGACGAAACGGCGUACAAAAACAUUGGCAGAAAUAGACAGAUACACACUUUGUAGUAAAGAAAUAGUUUUAUUUUAAUAAGACAUUAUGUAGAGUUUGUGCUCUGAGAAUGAGGUGGAAAAAGUUUUCCCGAUUUAGAAAACUCGCUCUCAAAAUGCACUAACAUUAAAACCGCGCUGUCAAAGAUUUGUACUCAUGAAAAUAAAGGCAGUUUGGUAAAGGUAAUGUUAAGUCUGCAUACGAGCAAAGUGGUCCAUCAGGCCGGCGCUUAUCUCCGGU
Messenger RNA from Orbicella faveolata, 2315 nucleotides. RefSeq names its product transmembrane anterior posterior transformation protein 1 homolog. The record is from RefSeq and is a predicted model, not a curated record. Gene Ontology annotation, biological process: positive regulation of cilium assembly. Lineage: Eukaryota; Metazoa; Cnidaria; Anthozoa; Scleractinia; Merulinidae. Gene Ontology annotation, cellular component: endoplasmic reticulum membrane; ciliary basal body.